AAAUAAAAAAAGAACUAUGUCAAUUAUGAGUUAUAAUUUUUUAAAUACAAUUGAAUAUUCCUUGAAGAGUAAUAUAAAAAUCUGUUAUCAGCUUUUUUAUACUAUUUUAUAUAAACUUAUUUUUAGUAAAGUCCACGAAUCAUCGCAAUGGAGGGCUUUAUUUAUGUGGUGAAUCCGCCUGAAAUUCCACGUGUUGCCUUCGGAUCUGGUAUGGAGCGUAUUACGUUGCCUAUGACCGGACCUGGCCUAUCGUCAUUUAUGCGAAAAAUACAAGGUGAAGUGCGUGAUUUUCCUGGUCCUUUCGAGUAUGUGGAUACCAAGGAGGCUUUAGACAAGAAAUACCCAUCUGCGUAUGGCUAUUCAUCGUUUGUUAGUAAACUGCCGCGCCUACCGCCCACUGAAAUAUCACGCUUUCCACCAAUAGGCGCCUAUGAUGUCGAACCGCCAAAGAAAACCAAACAAGCCGCACGUCCAUUUAAUAUUGGAACGAAACGUGAUCAAAUAAAGAAACUGGUGACACCAUGUCCCGCCGAUUAUGCGGUCGACAAACGUCAAGCCAGCCUAAAGAUCUGCUCUGCUUUCGGCUCUCGUCGCGUCAUUUGGCCCGCCGUUGCCGUUAUUUGCACACCCGUGAAUGUCGCAAAAUGUUCCAAGUGCAAUAAGACUCCGAUCGGCGAUUAUUUCCAUCAAUUCCAAUUGAAUUUGGAUAUGUGUCGACGUUGUAUGAAUAAGCAAUUGAAAAUGUUGAAACGCUGUUCAACCGAUCUCUUCUAUCGCGCACGCAUGCGUAGCGAAUUGAGUCAAUAUCAACCGGUGCGCUAUUGUGACUUCUUUCAUGAUCAUCAAGGCACGACGUCAGCCAUUCAACAUUUACCCACAUCGACAUUGCGUUAUAAAAUCAAAACGGAAAAUUAUAUUUACAUGUUUAAGAAGCGUUAAGGGAGGUGGAGUAAACGAAUUGGAAUUGUGUUCUUAAUCUUUUAUAAAGAAUUUGGGAAAGCACUAUGUGGCAAUAAAGGCAUUUUUUGUGCUUUAUAAAUGCAAUUAAUAA
This is a messenger RNA of Zeugodacus cucurbitae (melon fly), 1051 nucleotides long. RefSeq lists its product as uncharacterized. The record is from RefSeq and is a predicted model, not a curated record. The transcript has 4 exons. Lineage: Eukaryota; Metazoa; Arthropoda; Insecta; Diptera; Tephritidae. The coding region runs from base 148 to 939 and encodes 263 amino acids.